AUGAAAAAAAAAACAUGUAAUGAAAAUGAAUUAACGCACUUACGUAGCGCCGUAGCGCGUAGCGUUGUAGCGGCGGGGAGACGCGCGUGCGUGCGUCAGUUUGUAGCCGGCGGCCGCCGCGUGUUGCCGCCCUCCGCAAGGGAUGCGUUGCGGCAUCCCCUUAUAUCACACUCCAUCAUCUUCAUACAACCGCGCGCCCCUGUGCCAGCGGAGGCAUGCUGGGCGCGCGGCUUAAGUCAUGGAUGGAAGCGCAGCUGGGGCGGGCGAAGAAGCGAAAGCAGAAACAAGCCCGCCCAGCACCGCCUGCUGCGACCACCGGCCCACUGCCCGCUCCGCACCUGUCUUCCCCUGAGAGCGCUUACAGCACCGGCUACUCCACCGACGGGACCUCCCCGGGGGCACCACCCGCUCCGCUUACCGCUCCGCUUGCCGCUCCGCUCGUUGCUCCGCCGCCACCGCCGGCCCCACCAACCACGCACCUUUAUCACGAACCCGCCAAGGCGCUCUAUUCCGGUGGUGCGUCGCUGCGCUCCGGAGCCCGUGGUAUGUUCCACCCCAUCGCCCAGGCCGCGCUGCCGCAUCCGUACCAACCCGUGGCUGGGCGCGACCUCGCCCGCCUCGCGUCGCAGAACUCCUCUGCUGACGCAACAGUCGCUGCAAAGCCCCCAGCCACAGCCCCAGCUGCUUCACGCGCCGUUUUCGCUCGACUCUCAAUCGAUAUAUGGAUCUAGAUCACCCCACUUAUCUCCGCACCUGUCACCGGAGCGUUACCUGUCGCCGUACUACCGUGGUGGGGUGUCCAGCGAUGAGGAGUGCCGUGACAUUAGGUCGCGAGGGAGGGAGACGGCGAUACUGUCCGACGCUGAUGUCGAUUCCGAUGGUGACACGGGCCUAGAUGGCGGCGACGAAGAUGAGACUGAUUGCAAUGUCACACCCGGUAGACGACGCGCCAGGAGACGCAGGCCCCCUCGCAGACCACCACGAUCAGCAGGAGCCACUCCACCCCGAUCGCGGCGCCGUAACCCGCCGCCGCCGGCGCCACCAGUGCGCGAGAGGGAUCCUCUCUUGGAAGCGGACAGGGAGGCAGAGAAGAAGUACCGAGAGCUUAUUCGGGAAGCGGAGAAGCUGCUGGUGACUGUUUCACGGGCCCCACUCGAGCCGCCGCACAAUCCGCGCGUCAGGGAGCUAAGGGCUACUGAGGCGGAUGGCCCGCGCCGCAGCCCGGAGCGCACCCAUGUGACCAACUUCAUCCGGGCGAUCUCGCCGGAAGCCGCGCGGCGUGCCUCCCCCGUGGCGCGUCGGUCCCCCCUCGCCGCGCCCCCGCCCCCUACCCCGUGCUCGCCCCUCCACCCCCUCUCCACCGACCGCCCCCACUCGGAGCCCCCCAAACGGAAAGCGUACGCCCGCGACGAGGUGUUGCAGACGCUGGAAGGGUUGCGCAAGAGUCUCCAACAACAGUCUGCGCUGCUAGCAGUGCAACGGACCCGGCUCGAUUCCCUU
This is a messenger RNA of Iphiclides podalirius (scarce swallowtail), 1500 nucleotides long. The record is from the annotation of a GenBank genome assembly. NCBI's taxonomy places the organism in Eukaryota, Metazoa, Arthropoda, Insecta, Lepidoptera, Papilionidae.